GCCAGGGCGAGACGUUUGCGUCACUGCAAAUUAUAAAAGACGCUCCUGUCUUUACUUAUGAGUGAGCACCUUGCAAUGUUGCCAGCCCCUAAAAGCCCCAAACGACUGAGCGCCUUUAAGCCUUGUUUCAAACACAACGGAAAUAAAAUCAAUUGCCAACACGUACUAGUAGAGUAUUGCUAAGAGACAGUGCGGAGUCUCAAUGCAGCACCCAAACGCUCCAGGCAGCAAUGGCUGCCGUAAGGGACGCCAUCGAAAGGCAGCAAGUGAUACCUUUGCUUGGGCAGCAAGCGCUUUGCUUGAGGACUUUCCACCUCAGCUUGCCCAGCAACAUGUUUCCCAGGCGAACCCUUUCCUGGCAGCCGGCGACCGAAAUUCUUUGCUUGCCGCUUCGGGCCCUUUCAAUGGGCAAAACUUGGAGCUUGGAGCGGGGUUGGGCAGCGUCUUGCCGGACGAUUUGCUGGACCUUCUGCAAGGCACCGAGCAAGACGAGCUGGACUUGGACACUGAGCUGGACGCAGACGUUGACAUCGACUUGGAGCUAGGCCCGGACAUCGGCAGCAGCAACCGAGCCGCUUCCACGCAGGGCAAGGUCAGCACCUCUCAUCCCACAUUAGCGACUCCAUCGGCAGCUAGCACCGGUGCCGCCGGCGUCUUUAGCGGACUGGCGGCCCCCGCGGCUGCCGGGCCGCAUGCCGCUGCUGCUGCAGCAAUAAAAGCAGAGGCGGAGGCGGCAGUAGGUUCUGACCACGUGCUCAGCGGCAGGGCCACAGGACACCGGCGCCAGGGGUCAGCCUCCUCGUCGGCUGCUACUGCUGCCGGCAGUUGUACGGCAACGGCUGCUUCGCUGUCAUCACUAGCAGACGCGGCGGCGGCAGCAGCUCCGCCUGCGGGCCCCCGCCACGUGCGCAACCCCAGUGACCCGCUGCUGGGCCUGCCCCCGCUAGCCCCCCUGCUAGACAAGCCCUUCAGCGACUUCGCGGGUCAGACCCGCUCCAACGCCCUCGACCCAGCGCGACUCGACCCCAAGCGCGCUCGCCGCAUCAUCGCCAACCGCCAGUCCGCGCACCGCUCCCGCAUGAAGAAGCUGCAGCUCAUUCACCAGCUGGAGCAGGAGGUGGCGGCGGCGCAGGCGGCGACGGAAGCGGUACGGCAGCAGGUGGCGGCGGCGGCGGAGCACCGGCGGAGGCUGCUGACGGAGGCGGCAGAGGCGGCGCAGCGGCUAGCGGUGCUGAGAAGGGAGGUGGCGGAGGCGGAGGCGAGUCAGGCGGCGGUGGUGGAGGAGCUGAGGGCGAGUGCGAGGGCGGGAGCGGCGGCGGGCGUUUCCCUGGUAGCAGCAGGAGCGGUGGUGGCGGCGGCGGGGGCAGUAGCAGGGAACGGUGGAGGCGGUUGCGCACUAGCCACACACGCAAUGGCAGUACAGCAGCCACAGCAGCAGCAGCUGCGCCUUCCUCCGUGUCUCAUACCCCAGCCUCAGUGCUCCCAGCAAGUCCGCUGCAGCAGCGGCUGCAGCAGCAGCUUGGGGGCCAGCUGGAGCCGCCCCGCCCCCGACCACUCCCUCCUCGCGCCCGGCCCCCCGCCUCCGCCUCCCGCUCCUCAAGCUGCCGCACUGGCUCCACCUCCUGCUGCUGCUGCUGCUGCCCCCCACAUGCUGCCGGGCCCCGGCCUGCCAGUCCCGCCCCUUCCGCCUCCGCCGCUGCGACCCGGCGCAGCCGCCUCCGCUGCUGCCGCUGGUGUGGUUUCCGAGCGCCCCUUCCAGCUGCCGCCGCCACCGCUCAUCCAGGUAGCGCCGGCAGCUGUUGCGGUGGCAGCGGACCCUAUGGCCCGGGCGCCUGCCCCCUGCGACGGGGUUGCCAGUGCGGUCCCGGGGGUGCAGGGGCCCCCCACCGCCGCCGUCCCGCCCGUCACCGUCAUCACCACUACGGGGCCUGCACCGCUGCCGCUGCACCCAUUGGUGGGGGGAAGCGGAGGGUCGAGCUGUGGUGUACCUGCGGGCGGCGGCGGGGGGCAGGGCUGGCUGGGAGGAGCUGGCAUGUCCUCCUGUUGCGGCCCGGCUGGGGGUGGCGGAAGUGCGGCGGCGGCGGCGGCGGGGGAGGGUGGCAGCCAACACGGUGUCCUGGUUUUAGAGCCUCCUGAUGAGGCGAAUGCUGCUGGGGCGGCGGAGUGUGAGGGUGGUGUUGAUGACAG
Astrephomene gubernaculifera is the source of this 2187-nucleotide messenger RNA. The record is from the annotation of a GenBank genome assembly. NCBI's taxonomy places the organism in Eukaryota, Viridiplantae, Chlorophyta, Chlorophyceae, Chlamydomonadales, Astrephomenaceae.